AAUGGAACAAAAUUUCGCAACAAACGAAAAUUGGCUACUGCCUGGGUUGUAGCUACUAGGUCAGGGGAAUGGAAUCUCAGGGUAGAGGUCGAUAAAUUCAGCCUAAGUGAGUAUUUUCAAAAUUACUCCUAGGAUUCCAUCCCCUUGCUAUUACCAUGGGGUUGCAGCCAUGGGCAGUAGUGAAUUUUUUUUUCCACUUGAACGAAACUUGACUUGCUAUCUUUUAGCCUAUUUUUAUACAUGUAUUAUUGCAUAUGAAAAAAAUCUUAUUAUAACCAAGAUUGGUUGGUAUAGUUGGCUAGAUAGAAUCAAAAUUCGAGUCCGGAUCAGGUUCUCGUAUGAGAAUCAUUCUUUGCAUACCAUCGCUAGAAACAUCAUUUUGAAUCUAGGUUGAUGCCUCGUAAUCUAUAUACUCCUUAGGGCAAUUAUUUUUUCUUUUUUUAUUUUUUAUUAUUAUUAUUUUUUUUUUUUUUACAUCUCAUUGAUGUAUCCUUUGCCUAAUAAUCAAGCUUUUCGAAAUGCUCCAACGGAAGUUGUCAUUCACAAUAAAGGUUUGUGCAGCACUACCACUGGAUUGCGACCUUGCAUUUCUAAGCUAACCCCAAAAGAGAAUCACAAAUUUAAAGCAAUCCUUUUUGUGAUCAUUUCUCUCUUAGCAGUACAGUUGUUUCUUCUAUUUGCAUUUCUUGGGAUUUUUUCAUUUUUCUGUCGAAGAAUGAGAUGCAUAGUGGGUAACCCAAUUAUAGACCAACAACAUAGAGAUGUGUUUACAAUAUGGAACUAUGAUGAGAGAAUAGCAUACGAAGACAUCAUUGAAACAACUGAAUAGUUUCAUCCCAAAUAUUACAUUGACAUGAGAAAACAUGGAAUUGUUUAUAAACCAGAGUUAUCAACUGAAUAGUUUCAUCCCAAAUAUUACAUUGACAUGAAAAAACAUGGAAUUGUUUAUAAAACAGAGUUAUCAUCAGGUCAGCUGAUAACUAUAAAGAAGUUCACCUCUUACUCGAUGGCUAAACAUUUCAAAAUAUAUGAUUUUUUUUUUUUUCAACAUGUUACAAGAUGGUAAAAAAACACAAGUCGCUUGUUUUAACAGAAAAGUUAAAAUGUCAUUUAUAAAAGGUGAAAAAUAAGUCAUAAAGCUGCUUAAUGUUGCCUUGAUUUCUUGAAAAAAAAGAAAAAAAGAGGCAGGUAUCAUGUGUGUUUCAAGGAGCAGUGCCCUUGGUAUCACGGUCAUGCCCAGUGGCUCAAGAGCUUACAUGUGGACAAAAUCGGACCAAUCAUGCAACAAGUGGCUCAAGAGCUAUCAACUUUGCAGUGUUUUCCAAAGAAACUUCAGGAACAUAAUUUUGGGACCACUACUAAAUUUUGACAUGUGAAUUUUGUCCAAGAGAUGAAGACUUUGUGCUUUAAGUCUAUUUAGUUUUUUCCUUUUCAUGUAUUUGGUGUGUGGUGAAGAACGAUGCUUGCAUUAUUGCGAUAAACCCUAUUAUUUCCUUGAUAGUUAGGUCAUCGUGAAUUUUUAUGUUUUUAUCAUUUUUUUUUUUUUCAAUUUGUGUGUUCUUUUAUUUGUUGACCAUUCCCAAUUGUGUAUGGGUGUAUAUGUGAAUUCUAGAUGUGAUUUUGAAAAAGAAUUAUUAUUGGAUGAGUAGAAGUCAAAGAGAAAGAGUGAGUGGACCGGUAGCCCAACACACCUUAUUUAGGAUCAAACACCAACGAAAGCCUUGUGGACUACUUUUCUCUUCCCCGAGGAGAUAAAGGGUUGUUGUUGUAUCAGGCAAUGGAUCCUCGAGUCUACAGGGCUGCAAAGCUUGGUGACAUUACACUUCUCCAACAAGUAGUGAUUGAAGAUUCUAGCCGAUUGCUAAGAGUAACUCCAAAUGAGAACACAGCCCUUCACGUCUCUGUGAGGUUCGGUCACAUAGAGUUUGUGAAUGAAGUGUACUCUGCUCUUCUCCGACACAAUUCAAAUUUAGAAGGUAACACGGAGUACAACAAAAGCCUAUCUCUCCUCACACAGGUGAACUCAGAAGGUGAUACUGCCCUUCAUGUAGCAGCCAGGGAAGGCCACAUUUCCAUAGCUAAAUUUCUAAUUGAAAAGAUAAAGUCUUGGCCUUCGGGCCAUGAUGUCGAAAGUGGAAAUUAUAGUUCACUUGUUCUUGAGAAAGUAAGGAUGAGAAACAAGAGCUUUCACACAACCCUGCACGAAGCUGUGAGUAGAAAUGACUUUGAGAUGGUAAAGUUGUUGACUGAGACUGAUCCUGAUUUAGGGCAUCCCAACUAUGAUGCUGAUCACGCAGAAGGAUGUGGGGAAUCUCCACUCUACUUGGCUGCCAGUGACGGACGCUUGGAUAUUCUCAACCAAAUCUUUCUCAUUUGUCCAUCUCCAGCUCAUGGUGGACCACAUGGUCGGACAGCUUUACAUGUGGCCGUCGUUGAAAGGAGGCUAAGUGUGGUGAAAGUACUAUUGGAGAAGAUGGGUGAAAUACUUGUGGAUAAAGCAGAUAAGAAUGAAAGGACCGCUCUCCACUAUGCAGUAUCCAACAGUUCCUUCCAAAUAACACAGCGGUUAUUGCAAAGAAGAGGUAAGUCUUCCGGUGACCUCAAGAUAGUACAGCAGUUGCUGAGGCAUGAUACUUCCAAUGCGUAUAAAUUGGAUAAAGAUGGUCUCUCACCACUUCACAUAACUGCUCUUGAAUCAAGCAUUCAGGUAUUUCGAGAACUCAUCAAAUGUUGUCCAGAUUCUGGGGAGUUGGUGGACAAAAAGGGUCGUAAUGUUCUUCACUUUGCUGUGAUGAGUAAGGAUUUCAAGAAAAUCAGUUUUGCCUUAAGGCAAGUAGAGCUUGAGGGACUGGUAAACAAGACAGACGAUGACGGAAACACCCCAUUCCACCUUGCGGCAACACUUGGCUCUUUCAUGCUUAUGCGACAUUUUCUUUCAAUUAGAAGAGUUGACGUAAAAGCGACCAACAACAAGGGUCAAACAGCUAUCGAAAUUUUUCAAUUGAUUCAAGAAGGAAACACAGCUUCAAUGUUGUUAUACCAAUUAUUGAUGGCUCAUAUUUUUUGGCCACGGCAUGCAAUAAAUGUAAGAGGAGAAAAUAAAUGGAUGAUUGGAGGAGGAGGAGGAGGAAAUAAGGAGCAAAUAUGCAGUGACCCCCUCCAGAAUCAGGCAGAGGGAGAAAAAAAAGCAGCAACAACAAAGGUUACAAAAAACCAAAGAGAAAUGGGGAAAACUCUCCAAAUAGUAGCCUCUCUUAUUGCCACCGUAACCUUCACAGCAGUUUUUCAAGUCCCCGGUGGCUACAAUAGCGAUCCCAAUAGCAAGGAUUAUGGAAAGCCUUUACUCAUCGACAAUUUAGACUUCAAAAGUUUUAUGAGGCUCGAUAUUUCCGCUUUGAGUCUGUCGCUUUUUAGUCUGAUAGUCAUGUUCUUGGCCCCAUUUGCUGGCGACCAUUUCUAUUCUUCAUUUUUGGAAAUGGGUACAGCUCUUAUAUGCUACGCAAUUCUCUUCACUUUCGUAGCGUUCUUCAAGGGCAUGAGGGCAGUAUUAUCAAAUUUUGGGGUAGUCCUUGGCCAAUCCAAUAUCGGUUUAAAUUCCACGUCUUUAAUUAUGCAAUUAUUUUUGUACUUAUUUCUUGCAGAUAUUGUUGCUACUUUAUUUCUUUUCUGGCAUUCACGAAUCGAGUCCUUAAAGAAUUUGAUUCUUUUACUGCUUGGUGUUUUGUUCUUUUUAUUUGUGUCAUUCGGUGGCAAAUAUUCUCCUUUUUAAAAAGAAGAAUUAAGAAAAUUAAUGUCUGUAUUUGUUAUGUUGGUCUGGUAUUUGAAGUGACACUACUGUAAUGUGUUGUUAUGAAUCUUCUAUAUAUUUUAGUGAAAUUACUCUACUUAAUAAAGGUUUUUUCCAUUUA
Molecule: messenger RNA, 3908 nt
Organism: Macadamia integrifolia
Lineage: Eukaryota; Viridiplantae; Streptophyta; Magnoliopsida; Proteales; Proteaceae
Product: ankyrin repeat-containing protein At5g02620-like
Exons: 2
Coding region: 1778-3769 (663 amino acids)
Cellular component (GO): plasma membrane
Molecular function (GO): protein phosphatase regulator activity; protein phosphatase 1 binding
Source: RefSeq, a predicted model, not a curated record